Neltuma alba is the source of this 655-nucleotide messenger RNA. Its product is annotated as 60S acidic ribosomal protein P1. Lineage: Eukaryota; Viridiplantae; Streptophyta; Magnoliopsida; Fabales; Fabaceae. The transcript is spliced from 4 exons. Gene Ontology annotation, molecular function: structural constituent of ribosome; protein kinase activator activity; ribonucleoprotein complex binding. Bases 89 to 424 code for a protein of 111 amino acids. Gene Ontology annotation, biological process: translational elongation; cytoplasmic translation. Gene Ontology annotation, cellular component: ribosome; cytosolic large ribosomal subunit. The record is from RefSeq and is a predicted model, not a curated record.
GCGUGCAAAACCUGAAACCCUAAUCUCCUACUGCAGCCCGCCGCAAGGAAAUUGUUGGUAACAAGCUCUCUCUUCCUCGAGUGUGAAAAUGUCGACUGGAGAGGUUGCUUGCACUUACGCGACUUUGAUUCUUCACGAUGAUAACAUCCCGGUCACUGCUGAGAAAAUCUCAACCUUGGUGAAAGCUGCAAAUGUUGAUGUUGAAUCUUACUGGCCAAGCUUAUUCGCUAAGCUUGCUGAGAAGCGAGACAUUGAGGAUCUGAUCUUGAAUGCCGGAGGUGGUGGGGCUCCAGUUGUUGCUGCUGCUCCUGCUGCCGCUGGUGCUGGAGCUGCCCCUGCAGCUGCUCCUGCUGCUGAGGAGAAGAAGAAGGAAGAACCCCAGGAAGAGAGUGAUGACGACAUGGGCUUCAGCUUGUUUGAUUAGAGUCUCCUUCCAGUAUGAUAUGUUUUUAUUUUCUUUGUUACUGUAAUGGUAGUUUAUUUAUGGAUCUGGUAGGUCUUUAUUUCAUGAUGACUACUUACAAAUAUAUGUGAAAGUCAUGAUUUUGUAGUUCUUUCAACUUGGCAAUUUGGAUUUAUGUCCAAUCUAAGAUUUCGGACGUGAGAAAUUUUGAUACUUUGGCAGCUAUUUUUCUGAAAAUAUGUUGUAGUCUUA